AUGGGUGAUUGGUCAAUUCUGGGCCGCUUUCUAACAGAGGUUCAGAAUCAUUCCACGGUCAUCGGUAAAAUCUGGCUGACGGUGCUCCUGAUCUUCCGCAUACUGCUGGUCACCCUGGUGGGAGAUGCAGUGUACAGCGACGAGCAGUCCAAAUUCACCUGCAACACCCUACAGCCUGGCUGCAACAACGUCUGCUAUGACACGUUUGCCCCUGUCUCACACUUGCGUUUCUGGGUCUUCCAGAUCGUUCUGGUCUCAACGCCCUCCAUCUUUUACAUCAUCUACGUGCUGCACAAAAUCACCAAAGAUGAGAAGAUGGAGACGGAGAGGAUCCACGCAGAGGUCAAUCACCCUAGUCGAAUAGAAGGAGAUGGUUCCAGACUGGCCUACGGAGCCCAGGGCGAGGAAUGGGGUGGCCAGGACGAGGGAAGCGUUGAGCAAAGUCUCCUGCAGGAAGAUUUCGGUGAGCUCGGCAAAGAUCCAACCACACUUUCCAGUCAGGUUCUCCUCAUUUAUAUUGUUCACGUCCUGAUCCGUUCCGUCCUGGAGAUCACCUUUCUUGUCGGUCAGUACUACUUGUUUGGAUUCGAGGUGCCUCAUUUGUUCCGCUGCCAAACGUACCCUUGCCCAACACGGACUGACUGUUUUGUGUCUCGAGCCACCGAAAAGACUAUUUUCCUUAAUUUUAUGUUCAGCAUCAGCUUGGGUUGUUUCCUCUUGAACAUUGUGGAGCUUCACUACCUGGGUUGGGUCUACAUUUUCCGUAUGCUCUGUGCCGCCUGCUUCUUGUGCUGCAAGUCAGAGAGGGAUUUGUAUGCUCAAAGAAACCCACUGCUGCUUCGCCUCAGACACUCAAUGCGGAGCAGGCUGGUCCUGCAGUCUCCAACAACCACUCUGUCUCAGGAGAAGACCGGGACGGCUUUGCUUUCACAUGGUCCUGCCAUCUCUUUCGAGACCGACUCUACUCUUGAAUGCUCCUCAAAGAAGAACCCUGAAGAGAGGGAACGCAUGAGGCUGAAAUGGGCCAACAUGGUUAGAUUUACUGGUAAAAAGUCCUGGCUGUGA
Danio aesculapii is the source of this 1065-nucleotide messenger RNA. Its product is annotated as gap junction delta-2 protein. Lineage: Eukaryota; Metazoa; Chordata; Actinopteri; Cypriniformes; Danionidae. Gene Ontology annotation, biological process: cell communication. The transcript has a single exon. Bases 1 to 1065 code for a protein of 354 amino acids. Gene Ontology annotation, cellular component: connexin complex. The record is from RefSeq and is a predicted model, not a curated record.